Chiloscyllium plagiosum (whitespotted bambooshark) is the source of this 3350-nucleotide messenger RNA. It is a transcript of the gene cerkl, whose product is annotated as CERK like autophagy regulator. Gene Ontology annotation, molecular function: lipid kinase activity. The record is from RefSeq and is a predicted model, not a curated record. Gene Ontology annotation, biological process: sphingolipid metabolic process; phosphorylation. Lineage: Eukaryota; Metazoa; Chordata; Chondrichthyes; Orectolobiformes; Hemiscylliidae.
UAAAAGUUUGUACCUGUUUAUUUAAAGUGAAACCAUAGCAGCAAAUCAGAAAAGAGACUAGCUGUGAGCAUGCCUGUAUACGAUCAAGUAUUUGCAAUGGCUGUGGUUUGCUUUCUUAGAAGUAUUCUAAGUGUUGGGUACGACUAAAGUAGCACGGGGGACGUGGAAACUUGGGCGGAGGACCAAACCUGCAAAGUCACCUCCUCUUGUGUCCAGGUGACUGAAUACAGUUCCUUCCCGAACUUGAAGCCGCUUUCUUUCAUCUGCCUUUUCCACCGAUUCUCACUUCAGUUAGUUGUCCCGGAGAGGGAGAAGGGCGUCCCUAUGUAGAUGAAGGUAGCGCGAGCGAGUGCCUCCAACGGUCGGUGCGGCGCGUUCCCCACGCAGGUGCGCCGCUCCUUCGUCCUUCGGUCGCGCGCUUAAUGGUGGUGGCGGCGAGCGCGAGGAGUGAAGCGUUGCUACGAAGGCAACCGCGUUUACACGGGCGGUAGGGCCCAUCAUUCGCAACGCAGUCGUUGCGCGGCCCGAGAUGUCUGCAGGCGGUCGGCAAACCGUCGCCCCCCUGGGUACCUGCGAGACUGGAGGCAGUGGGCGGGUAAGGUCAGCUCCGUCCCCGGAGAGGGGCGCAGAAGUGCGCGGUCCGGAGGAUCCGAUCUGCCGGGGUAUAUUUCAGGUCGAGAAAAGAAGCUGCGACGUCGUCUUGACAUCGAGCAGAUUGACAUGGACGCCGAUUGAGCCGGAGAGCCCGACAGGCAGUGCAACCCAUAGAGGCAUUGGAAGAACAUUGAUGAUGACAAGAGGAACUGAACAAGAUAAAAGACUGAAUUGUGAUGGAGAAGAUGAUGAUAAGGUGGUUUCCCAACACAAGAUGGAAUUUGUGGAGCUGAAAGAAGUAUUUGGUGUCAAGAUGAAACGUCGACGAUCUGCAAGACAGCAAAAGGGAGGAACCUUGUUAGGAAUCGCAAUCUUUGUGUGUAUUAAAAAGGGACAAAAUAAGCUCAAAAAUCGUGCUAUUCAUCUAAGCAAUUUAAGUGAAGACUACUGCAAUGUUUGGUUUAAAUAUAUGAAAGAUAUUCUGAAUGAACAUUUUCCAAACAGACCAAAGUACCUGAAAGUUGUUAUUAACCCAUACAGUCACAGAAUGGAAGCUAAACAAGUCUACUAUGAACAAGUUGCACCUCUUUUCAAGUUGGCUGACAUCAAGACUGACAUCAGUACCUUACCAUAUGUUCAUACAGAUGGCAACCACAAGUUCAAAGUUACAGAGCAUGAAGGACAUGCUUUUUCAGUUCUCAUGGAAUGUGAUAUUCAAGAGUUUGAUGGUCUUGUGUGUGUGGGUGGUGAUGGGACUGCAAGUGAAGUGGCCCAUGGCUUACUCCUCCGAGCUCAGAUUGAUGCUGGGAGGGACAUCGAUUCUAACUUCACGCCUGUCAGAGCACCACUUCCUCUCGGCAUAAUACCAGCAGGUUCCACAAAUAUCUUGGCAUUUUCUGUACAUGGAAUUAAACAUCCUGGUACUGCAGCAAUGCAUAUCAUUAUGGGUAACUUCCAAAAAGUAGAUGUUUGUACCUUUUGUAGUCACAACAGGCUACUUCAAUUUGGUUUCACAGCUAUGCUUGGCUUUGGUGGAAGAACCCUGGCCUUAGCAGAAAAGCAUCGUUGGAUGCCUUCCACCCAGAGGAGAGAGUUUGCUGUUAUCAAAACACUGACAAAUCUGAAGCCUGAGAAUUGUGAACUAUCCUUUCUACCAUCAGAAAAUGUUUAUGUGGUAGACCAGGAAGACAAAAGAAAUGAAGAUGAAAUGAAUGCUAUUGAACAGUGUAAUAAUGAAGAUAAGUGGCAAACCAUACAAGGACAUUUCCUCAAUAUUAGCAUCAUGGCUAUUCCAUGUGUCUGUUCUAUGGCACCCAGAGGCCUAGCACCUAAUACCAGGUUGGAUAAUGGAAGCAUGUCACUUAUUGUUGUCCAAAAUUGUUCACGAGCAGACUUCAUAAAACAUCUAAAACGAUACGGUAACUUAACGAACCAGUUUGAUUUCCCCUUUGUGCAGACCUAUACAGUCCAGGAAGUUAAAAUACGUACAGGAACCAAGCACAGAUGGACAGACACAACCUCUGACAAAAAUGCUGAUUUUCAUUCAAGUCAUUCCUCUGUGAUUUCUCUUAAGGAAAACUCUCCAUGGAAUGUUGAUGGCAACUUAUUGGAGGGAACUUCAGAAAUUAAUAUAAAGAUCCACUCACAGUUAAUUACUCUGUACGGAAGGAAUAUUGAAGAAUGUGAUGAUACAGUAAAGUGCAGCUGUCUAUAGUGACUAUAAUACCACAAGUUUCCUAGAAUGGCUUAUUGGUCAUUGAACUUUUCUAAGGAAAUGAAGCAGAAUUAUUUUCAGACCAAAACCACAAUGAAUCACUGUGAGAUUGUGGCUUUUCAGAUAAAAUGACUACUUUUGAUUAAUUCCUAUAAUUGUACAACAUACUUCUGUAUAAAUUUUACAAUUGAGAUUUUGUUUUGAGAAGUGUACUUUUAUGAAUGUUAUCUACUGUUUAUCAAUUUAUGUAAAAUUGCAAGAUUUCUUAUUAGUGGUGUUCAUUUAAUGUCAAAAUUGGUGAUAUACAUGUAGUUCACAGUGAAAUUCUAACAGUGUUCUGUUCAAAUGUUUCAUGAAAAUAAUAAUGACCAGUGUAUGACCUGUUGGUUAUCUUCAAAUAACAGGAAUGUUACAGUAAGAAACCAGUAGAAUUUAACAUAGGGAUUUUGAAAAUACAAAACGAUAAUGUGUGGCAAUUAAGAAAAUGGAGCCUUACUACCAAAAUAUAGAUUAACAACAAUGAAAUUCUUAAGAAAGGUCACAAUUUUCCAGUUUCUUGGCUAAGUGUUAUUUUUGGGUAUUUUAAUAGUGGUUGUGCCAUCACCGCUAUAGCCAUUUUUCUCAUGCUGUCCUUCUCGCCUCAAUUAAUUAAUUAUGCAUUUGGCCUUUUUGAUGUCUUUCUCAUGCAAUCAUGUGUUGAGAGGCAAAAUUCCCACUGCUGCAAGGACCUUCUGGCAUUCAAACAUCGAUGCUAUAUCUAAAGCCUGGCUGCAAUCCAGGAUCUAGCUUGAAUGCUCAAAUUAAAACUAAAAUACUGCAGCUGCUGGAAACCUGAGAUGAAAACAAAGUGCUGGAGAAACUCCGCAGAUUCAGCAGUAUCUGCAAAGAGGAAUGCAAUUCACGUUUUGAAUCUAGUCUUCCAAAGAGUCAUACUGGUCAAAAUGUGAACUGUUUCUUUCUCUAAAGAUACUAUCUGAGCUGCUGCUUUUCUCCUGCACUCCUUUUAUUACUAAGUUGCACACUAUCCUCUUAGGAAACUAAG